GCCCUCCGGUGCACGGCCCAGGAAGACGAAACGGUCGCCGCGCCGCGCCGCGCCGCGCGGCAGCAUCCCCGGCCGGUGACACCUGACGCGCCACCGCACCACCGCGCCCCGGCUGCUGGUGGCACCCGCCUCGCCUUCCACGCGCGUGGCCGGCGACCGGCGACUUCUCCACCCGUCCCGCACGCCGAGCACCUGUUCCUUUUUCUUUUUAUCUCCCACUCCCUUUCCCCCCGAUUCCUUUCCCCGCCCGCCCCGCUCCACACUUCCAUUUCCCCCCAGGCCCCCCGCGACUGCUCCUCCACCGUCCUCCGCUCUCCCGCGGGCGCGCGCGGCGGGGGCCGCAACGACCCAGCUACGCAUCUAUCUGUGCUGGUUCAUCAAGGUGCUGAAAUGUCCUUUCUGUUCAAGUCAAGCAACAGUGGUACAACUGAGAAAGGCUUGUCCCUAGAAGAACAGCAAGAAAAAAUAAAUGAAUUACGCAAGGAGCUUGGUGAAUACUCAUCAGCAGCCAUUCAGGAUUUCCUUUCAGAUGCCUCGUUAUCGAGAUUUCUUCGAGCAAGGAACUGGAAUGUGCAGAAAGCUAGUAAGAUGAUGAAAGCAGCUGUGAAGUGGCGGCUCGCAUUCAAGCCAGAGAACAUUUGCUGGGCAGAUAUUGCACAGGAAGCAGAGACUGGAAAGAUAUAUAGGGCAGAUUACAAGGACAAACAAGGGAGAACUGUUCUUGUAUUGAGGCCUGGCUUAGAGAACACUACCUCAGCAACAGGGCAGAUCAAAUAUCUAGUUUACUCUCUGGAGAAAGCGAUUAUGAACCUAACAGAAGAUCAAGAGAAGAUGGUGUGGCUGACAGAUUUCCAGUGCUGGACAUUGGGAAGCACACCACUGAAGGUAACCCGUGAGACUGUCAAUGUUUUGCAAGACUGUUAUCCUGAGCGGUUGGGGCUAGCAAUCCUUUACAAUCCUCCUAGGAUAUUUGAAUCAUUCUGGAAGAUAGUGAAGCCUUUCCUGGACCAUGAGACCCGCAAGAAGGUGAAGUUUGUGUACUCGAACGACAAGGAGAGCCAGAAGAUAAUGGCAGAGGUCUUUGACAUGGAGGAGCUCGACUCGGCAUUCGGGGGGAAGAAUCCAGCUACAUUCGAGUACAACAGCUAUGCAGAGCGAAUGCAGGAGGACGACAAGAAGAUGGGAUCUUUGCACAGCUCAACUGAUAGCUUCCUUGAAUCAUCUGAGAAGGAGGCUAAUGGCGCAGACUCUGAUGCCUCGAGCGAGGCCUCCUUCUACAGUGGAACUGACUCUCCGAGACUUGACGAUGAACACAGCACCCCGAAGAACAGCUGAGCUGGACUGCUUUGGCUGCUCGAGCUGAGAGAUGGUCUAGGUCGACAACUCGACAUACAGUUAUCUAACUGGAGCUAUUGUCUGGACCGAUGGGGGCACCAGUUUACAAGCUGGUCAGAUCACGCUGUCGGGUCUAGAAGGGAUGUAUGUUUGCUGCCCAUGAUAAUAUAGAGAAUUUGGAAGAGUUUGGACCAUCAGUGGCGUUGUACUAGAUGAAUUUCUCAAUAAGAUUGGACUUCUUCGAGCCAUUUGUUUGGUUACU
Molecule: messenger RNA, 1597 nt
Organism: Panicum virgatum (switchgrass)
Lineage: Eukaryota; Viridiplantae; Streptophyta; Magnoliopsida; Poales; Poaceae
Product: phosphatidylinositol transfer protein 3-like
Exons: 6
Coding region: 391-1335 (314 amino acids)
Molecular function (GO): phosphatidylinositol transfer activity
Source: RefSeq, a predicted model, not a curated record